Messenger RNA from Penicillium lagena, 1887 nucleotides. RefSeq lists its product as uncharacterized. Gene Ontology annotation, biological process: L-arabinose metabolic process. The record is from RefSeq and is a predicted model, not a curated record. The transcript is spliced from 9 exons. NCBI's taxonomy places the organism in Eukaryota, Fungi, Ascomycota, Eurotiomycetes, Eurotiales, Aspergillaceae. Gene Ontology annotation, molecular function: alpha-L-arabinofuranosidase activity. Bases 1 to 1887 code for a protein of 628 amino acids.
AUGAGGGUGUCAUCUUACCCGUGCCUUAUCCUGGCGGUGACGGGCCUCGUGGUUCAGGGAGGCCCGCUGUCAGUCAAUUUAACAAUAUCCAAGGUGGGUGGGAAUAGGUCUAGCCCGUUACUUUAUGGGAUAAUGUUCGAGGAGAUGGAUCAUUCCGGUGAUGGUGGAAUUCACGGUCAACUUCUUCAGAACAACGGUUUUCAAGGCGCAAAUCCCGGGUUGACAGCAUAUGCACCAGUGGGGGAUGCGCUGAUCUCGCAAGAUAGCUUAAAGCCUGUGAGCAAUGCGAUCACGUCCUCCCUUCAAGUAUCGGUGCCCGCCGACGCGACCGAAUACGUGGGCUUUGCAAAUACCGGAUACAAUGGAGUCCCAGUCAUGGCCGCCACCUAUAGAAGCUCUUUUUGGAUGAUGGGGGAUUAUUCGGGGACAAUCAAUCUGCGGCUCAUUGGGUCUCAUAGUGGCAUUGUAUACGCUGACCACAAUCUGACUGUCAAAAGCAAGGCUUCAAAGUUUACUCAAUAUGAAACGUCAUUUAACUCUUCUCCAUCACCUGAUGGGGAGAAUGAAUGGCAUCUGACUUUUGAUGGAUCCAAAGUUGCAAACAGCUCGUUGAAUUUUGGACUUGUUCAGCUUUUUCCACCGACCUAUAAAGGACGUGAAAAUGGACUGCGCCAUGAGCUUGCUUCCUUUCUCGAAGAAGCCAACUUUGCGCUUCUCCGGUUCCCUGGUGGAAAUAACCUCGAGGGCUUGGAAGUUGAUAACCGCUGGACAUGGAACAAUACUAUUGGGCCUCUUGUGGAUCGACCGGGGAGAGAAAGUGACUGGUUUUACCCCAAUACUGACGCCCUUGGCUUGGAUGAAUAUCUAUGGUGGUGCGAAGAUAUGAACAUGGCUCCCCUUUUGGCCGUGUGGGCUGGAAAGUCUUACGGGGAGAUUAUAUCUGGACCAGACCUACAACCGUAUGUUGACGACAUAAUGAACGAGCUGGAGUACCUCCUUGGAAGCCCAAAAUCAAAUUACGGCAAGAAACGUGCCGAAAACGGCCGUCAGGAACCCUGGAAGAUUGACUAUAUUGAGAUCGGAAAUGAGGACGAUCUUACCGAUGGUUGUGAAACCUAUCCGGACCGGUUCACUCAGAUCUAUAACGCAAUCCAUGACAAAUAUCCUCAUAUGACGCUCAUUGCGUCUAAUGGAAAUUACUCAUGUCUGCCAAACCCGGUGCCUGAGAAUGUCAUCCUCGAUCAACAUUUUUACCGUAAUCCGGAUGAUUUCGUUUCGAUGUUCAAUCAGUGGGACAACCAGCCACGCAAUCAGUCCGUGAUGAUCGGCGAGUAUGGAUGUCGCAAUGUUAGCAGUGCCUUAGGAACAUAUUGGUCCUACAUGCAGGGCAGCUGUAGCGAGGCGGUCUAUAUGAUUGGUAUGGAACGAAACAGUGACAUUGUUCAGAUGGCGGCAUAUGCGCCUAUGCUGGAACAUUUUGGAUUUAUCUCUUGGUCGCCUACCAUGUACGGCUUCGACUCGGGUCCUGACUCCCUAACACCGUCAACUUCUUACUUUGUUCAAAAGAUGUUCGCAUCGAACAAAGGCCAUACCGUUCUGCCUGUAACAUCCUCAUCGGAUUUUGGACCAUUGUACUGGGUGGCAUCAAAAAGCGAUUCGGAGAACUAUGUGAAACUUGCAAAUUACGGGCCAGACAACCAGACCGUCCAAGUCAGUGUUCCGGGAACUAGAACGGGAAGGCUAGAGAUGCUUGCCGGCGAACAGCUCGAGAGCAAUAAGCCCCAGGAUGUGACAGUGCAGGCUGUUAAUCAGAGUGUAUUUAAUGCACAGGGGAACUACGCAGUCAAUAUGCCACCAUGGGCAGUUGCUGUACUAGUUGUGUCGUAA